GUGUUUGAUUUUGUUGUUUACAAUCGGGUACAUUUUUGAAAUGGCGGAUGAAAAUCCAUCAAAGUUUUUAAAUUGUGUACAACCCUCAGUUGUAAAUUUAUUCAAGUAUUUUGUAAUUUUAAACAAAAAUAUGCUUAAAUUAGGCUUAAGCAUAAAUGACCUGAGAAAGAUGUGCACUAAAGCAAGCAAAGUACGGAAGGAACAUAACCAAGUAUUUGGUUUGCAGUUUCCAAACUGUACGUAUUUAUGUUUUUUAGUGAUGAUCGUUUUUAUCAGCAUUUUAGUAAAAGUUCUCUUUUUGGAGACUGUCGUGAAGAACGCCUUAGGCACGCGAUGCGUUCUGCCUAAUAAUUACUUUGUUUGGGAAGCGACGAGGCCAGUUACGGACUGUAGCAUGUGUAAGGAUGUCACGAAUGUGACGUUGCUUGCUAAUGUAUCAAGGUUAGAGUUUCAGAAGUAUGCUUACUCUCCGCAGCCAAUGUUGGUGAAAGGGGCAGCGCUGCAUUGGCCAGCAAUGCAAGCCUUUAGUUACCACUUCUUCAAAGACAUCUAUGAAACCAUUGAAGGAGCCUAUGAAAGUGUUGAAGAGGAAUGUCAAAUAUUAACUUUUAAAACUGAGUUUAAAUCUUUGCAAGAAGUUUUUGCCAUGUCGGAAGCGCGGGUACAGCAGCACGAAGGUGAACAACCAUGGUAUGUGGGAUGGAUGGGUGUUGAGUGGCAGACUGUGACUGUUGUGGCCAGGAGCAACUGCCACCCGGAGGUCCUGGGGAUGAUGCGACGCUAUUACUCGGCGCCCCACUUCCUGCCAGAGGACGCCGAGCACGCCCACAUGGACUACAUCUUCAUUGGCUACCAGCAGGGCGCUGUCAUGCACAUGGACUACAUCAGCCGGCUGAUGUGGCAGGCCCAGCUGCGCGGCCGCAAGAGGUGGACGCUCGUCCCGCCCCCGGAGUGCAGCGCCGUGUGCCGCGGCCUCAGCUUCCAGGUGGACCCGGGCGACGUGGUGCUGCUGGACACGAGGCAGUGGUACCACGACACCGUGGUCGACUCCUCGGAGAUGAGCGUGACCGUGAGCUCCGAGUACGGCUGAGCUCCCGGCGCCGCUACCGUCCACCUGUGUCAAGCACAGAACUGUACUUUUUAUACUAUAGCCAGUAUUUUAUAUAUCAUUUUUAAAACAUAUUCUAUUUUUAUACUGAUAUUUUCAUAUUUUCAGAUCUGUGUGUUUUUUCCAUCCAGAGGUCGUGUCUGGGUUAGAUCUGUAGUAAUAUUCAGGUUGCUUUGAGUGUAUUUAUUGUUUAAGAUGUCUGUGUGUUUAUUUUUCAAAUUCUAAGAGCUCAAUAUUUUAUGCUUCUAGUCAGAAUAAUAUUUUUUAUAUUUCGUCAAUUUAGGCACAUCGUUAAAGAGAUGUGGGAUUUUUUUGUUCUCAAUUUAUGUUACAAAUGUAACAUAUGUACCAUGUGAGUCUUUUUUAGGCCACGAAACCUUCACUUGCCAAAGCUUACGUCAUUCGCCGAAUGUUUAUGUAACAUUACAUAUACCAGAGUGGCUAGUCAAGUGUGUGUGUUACCAAGGUUUGCUUGUUUUAGCGGCAGCUUGUUUUACAUAAUUUAUGUAUGGCAUGUGCCUGUUGCUUUUAUGGUACAUGAUAUAUGUGCUAUUUUUUUUAAAUAAACAUUCAAUUAUAAUUGUAAAUAUAACAUAUUUAUUUAAAAAUAAAUUUUACUUCAAUGUAUUGUAUAGGAAGUUAGAUAUAUUUUGCAGGAAAUUUAAUCAAUUAUUAGUAACUUCAAAACCACAAAUUUAAACUGCGGGUACGUGGUCUAUAAAAUAGUUCAGUAGUGGGAGGUGUUGUGAUAGUGUCUUUUGCUAUGAACCUGUCUACUUGGAUCGCACAUUUGGGAUAGGGAGUGGGGGUUAUUUAUAUAUUUGUUUACUAUACAAAUGAAAGGAACUUCAGAUACUAUGUACUAACACCUGUUGGCAUAAUAUGCUUAUAACAACAUUAUUUUGCUGUCUGCUUUUCAUUUAAUAGAAUGGCUUAAAUUUUCUAAGUUAUUUAAGGUGUUUGAAAAUAAAAUUAAUUUAAUAUUUUUUGCUGAUAUCAAUCCCCCUAAGAUUUUCAUUAUUUUAGCAGAGUAAUAGGCUGGUUUUUUUGUUUUUCUGAAUUGUUUCUGGCAAAUAAAUUUAUCAGUGAAUUACUUAACAUUUUGAUACAUAGUGUAAGUAAUUCAGAAGUUCUUGACAUUGUUAUAUAUAUUAGUAUAAAACAAUGUCUUGGGGUUUGUAACUCAUGUUUCAUGAAUGUUUCUUCUUAGCCAAGCAUUUUGUUUCUGGGCACAUUUACAAGUAUGUUAAAUGUGCUCUUAUGUGAUCCGUCCAAUGCAGAACACGGUGUGGGGCUAGAGCAAACACAUUGCAUUGACUUCAUUUCCAAAUAUGGCAACUCUGCCUAAACUACUUUUGUCACCGCUGUGGCUGAAAGCACGGCGCAGCACAGUCAACUGCACGGCAGGUGGAGCGCUGCGCUUGCAUUCUCAGCUCUCGUCGAACUGUAUUCAGGCUUAGUUCGAGUAGACAUUUACAUGAGAAAAUAUUGGGAACAUUCCGUGGUUCGUGGUGUUUCUGAUGCGCUCGUAACUCGUAAACACAGUGAUCGUAACCGGCAGCGUGGACCGUGCGAGCAGUGAGUUUCCGCUUGCUGCCAACACAAAGUGUUGGAAGUUUCAAUGGAAAUUUAUGAAAUGGUAUUCUUUUUAUUGGUGUUAUACUUUUAGAAUUAUUUACAUGUUAAUUUUCCUAAUAAAAAAAUACAGUUAUGUUCUAUUUACCAGUUCUCUGCAGUGACACUCCACAUACCUGUGUAAAAUAUUUUUCGACUUUCAUCUAACACUCUAGGACUACACCUAACAAAUUCUACACACACAUUUUUCAGUUUUGGAUGAACGUACACACGUGUUGUAUAAACUACGACUUUCCAACAGGCCUCUGCUUUGUUGCGAGCCACAGGCUGUGAUGCAUUGAGGUGGCGUGUCCGGUCUGUCUUUCAGUCUCCACUUUUAUAGCAUUUUGUGUACCAGUACUGCCAACACUAACUGCAUAACAAACACAAUCAUCAAAUAAAUCAAUUUUCAUUAGUUCAUUAAGAGUAUUUUGGAGAAAAAAAAUUAAUUUUUCCUAAAGCUGUACAAUACGAAUCUGCAGAAGCCAAUUUUGCCAAUAUUUAGUUGAAUCCGCAGCAUUUCUGCCGAUUCACAACAAUGUUCAAUUGAAACAAAAGAAAUUAACCAAUGUUUUUGUUUGUUAAAAAUAAUAUCCUGAAUAAAUUAUUACUAUGUAUUUUCAGAGCAUUUAGAGUACUUGCAAACAGUCCAUAUCUCGGUGCAGUCCUAAUUGUGAUCAUUACUGCACUAGCAUCUGUUGUGGCACAGUAGUCUUGUUUUAAUAGUACAAUGUGUUGUGGUAGAGUCUACGAAUACUUCUAAUACUGUUGCUAGUAGGUAGUUUCAGUAUGUUCACUUUGAGAUAAAUUAUAUCCUGUAUAGUAUUUUUAAGAACACUAUUUUUAAGAACAUUAGGCCUAUAAUAAAUUUUCUGCUGCUGUACACAAAAUUCUUCCAUUUUUUGUACAUCAUGUUACCAAAUUAGGUUAUAUGUUUUUUCAUUAAUAAGUUGUAAUUUAUUAUUUAUAUCUAUAUGUUAAUUGAUAAUAAGGUUUUUAUGUUAUUUUUAAUUGUAGCAGUUUAUGAACUCAGAUAAAUUGGCUUAGAAAUAACACUUGACAAAUUUUCUGAGGUCUGCCGUGAUUAUCAGAAACUUGGCCAAAGAUAUGUAAGUGUGCAGUCUUCGUUCCUUGUGUAGUGCUUCCUGACUGAGUCGUGAACUGUGAUUGUGUAUGUGAGUAUUAUUUAUUGGCUAGGGAAUUAUUUAUACGGCAUUCACUUUGUCCUUCAGAGUGCCAUUGUACCUCGUACCGUUGUUUUAGCGUGAACCAACGGCAGGCCUUGUGUCCAUCCGUCACAUGCGGAGCAGUUCCCAUGAACUGUGUUUUGUAGUUCUGAAUAAAACAGGUUAUUUAAUAA
Molecule: messenger RNA, 4082 nt
Organism: Bacillus rossius redtenbacheri
Lineage: Eukaryota; Metazoa; Arthropoda; Insecta; Phasmatodea; Bacillidae
Exons: 4
Coding region: 41-1090 (349 amino acids)
Molecular function (GO): 2-oxoglutarate-dependent dioxygenase activity
Source: RefSeq, a predicted model, not a curated record